AUGAGUUUGAAAGAACACCGAACGAAAUCGACUGUUUUCUGGCCAGCACCACCCUCCAACCACCAACUCGCUCGAGCGCUCUCGUUUUGGCCUGCACCGGUGGCGACCUACUUUCGACCGAGUCCAACGAACGAAAAUCGCAACAGCGACACCACAGCCGCUGCAGCAACUGCAACAGCCCUUGCCGACGCAACGGGAAACAACGGCGUCGGUGAGGGGGCAGCGAGGAAAACCAGCACUGCACCAGGCUCGGGUGAGAACGCCAAGCCUGUUGCGGCCGACGGGGGAGGAGGAGACGGAGAAUCAGCAGUUGGCGAUCAAAAGUGGGAGUUGUUCGAGGACGACAGCGCCGAGCACACGGCCCGGUUCCGCGGCCGGAAGUUCGUCGGCCGAAAGGUGGAGCUCCCCAAGGGGGUCCAUGGGGUCGUGCUUCGCGAGAAGCCGUGCCCGCCGGGGGUGCGUGAGAACAACGAAGACGUGGCGUCGUACUGGGCGGCCGAGACCUCAUUCCGGGAAGUGACGGUCUGGGGACACGAUCAGCCCCGGCAAGAGAGCACCGUUGACCGAAGCCUCGCCUGGCUGGAAGUUUCGAAAUCGAUCCACGACCCAUAAAACCCGUGGAACCCGUAUUCCUUGUGUGGAACGAACCUGUGAGACCGACGCCCCGCGCUCUCCUCAACACACGCAACGCUCGCGAGGAGUACCUCUGGCUGAGGGUCGGCAAAGAAGCACCUUCUUUCCUCUUCGAUCGCGAGUGAUUGCGGGUGCUGCGGUGCCGUCGCGCACUAAAAAGACUGGAGUUUGGUUAAACCCUUGCGCCUGCAUUUCGGCAUCGUUGUCGUUGUGCGCAGUUUGCGAACUUUCUCGGAGGCGUAACAUACGGAAAAAGGGCGAAAGACCACUUUUCACACGUGGCCGUAAGUCUGGAGACCUUUUUUGUGGUGGACAGCGUCGAAGCGCGUUGCUUCGUACACACUGGUUAUAAGCAGCGGCACCUAUCUGCGUGCCGGCUCCGGGUAGGAACGGAAUGGAAGAUAUCAAUUGGAAGAUAUCGUUCGGCGU
Molecule: messenger RNA, 1062 nt
Organism: Ectocarpus siliculosus
Lineage: Eukaryota; Phaeophyceae; Ectocarpales; Ectocarpaceae
Source: the annotation of a GenBank genome assembly